AUGUCAGGAGACCUGGCAGCUGAGAGCAGAGGUUACACACAGAUCAGAGUCAAGAAAUUCUCCUACAGAUGGACCAUCAGCAACUUCUCUUUUUGCUUGGAGGGAAGCUUGGGCAAUGACAUUGCAAGCCCCACUUUCUCACCAAGAGCCAAUGACCAACAGAAAUGGCUUAUGAAACUAAACCCGAAUGGGAUGGAUGAGGAAAGCAGAGGUUACCUGUCAGUUUUCUUGGGGUUGGUCAGCUCUCCAGAGAGCUCCGUGUGGGCAAAGGUCCAGUUUGGGAUCAUAAAUGCCAAAGGAAAGAAAUUCCGAAUCAUGAACAGUCAAAGAGUCAUGAGGUUCAACCCAAACCAAGCCUGGGGUAUCACAAAAUUCAUUCGUCGAGAUUUCCUUUUUUGCACUAGAUGUUUGCUUCUCCCAGCUGACAAACUCACACUCUGCUGUGAGGUGAGCAUGGUUCAGGACUGCAUCAGCAUCUCUGAACAGAAUAUGCAGCCAGGGAUCAAUGUUCCAAGUUGCACACUUGUAGAUGAUCUGGGAGAGCUGUGGGAGAAUUCUCGCUUCACAGACUGUUGCCUGGUGGUAGCAGACAAGGAAUUCCGGGCUCACAAGGCCAUCUUAGCUGCUCGCUCUCCAGUUUUCAGAGCCAUGUUUGAACAUGACAUGGAGGAGAGCAGAACGAAUCACAUUGAAAUUCAUGACCUGAAACCUGAAGUCUUCAAGGCAAUGAUGGACUUCAUUUACACCGGGAAGGAACCAGUCCUCCACAGCAUGGCAGAUGCUGUGCUGGCAGCUGCUGACAAGUAUGGCCUGGAGCGUUUGAAGGUCAUGUGUGAGAGUGCCCUCUGCAGGGACCUCUCUGUGGAGAACGCUGCACACACUCUCUUACUCGCUGACCUCUACAACUCAGUGCAGUUGAAAUCUCGGGCAAUGCAUUUCGUUGCAGCUCAUGCUUCUGAGGUUUUUCAGACCUCGAGCUGGAAGACAGUGGUCCACUCCUAUCCCCACUUGGUGGUUGAAGUAUGUACCUCUCUGUUUCCUGCAAAUGGUCUUUUCCUGGAGCACCCCCUCAAAUGCCUGAAGCGAUCUUAG
Molecule: messenger RNA, 1092 nt
Organism: Microtus oregoni (creeping vole)
Lineage: Eukaryota; Metazoa; Chordata; Mammalia; Rodentia; Cricetidae
Product: speckle-type POZ protein-like
Exons: 1
Coding region: 1-1092 (363 amino acids)
Biological process (GO): proteasome-mediated ubiquitin-dependent protein catabolic process; regulation of proteolysis
Cellular component (GO): cytoplasm; nucleus
Molecular function (GO): ubiquitin protein ligase binding
Source: RefSeq, a predicted model, not a curated record